GUAGUCCAGCCUCUGUAACACUAACGGAACGCCUUAUUCUUUGAUUCUAUCUGCUACUUGUAAAUCUAAGCUCAUAAUGCUUAGAUCUGGAAAAUGACUAAUUUUUAAAAAUGCAGAAGUCCAUAAUUAUGGCUAUUGCUGGUGCAGUAGCGAUCACCGUCCUGAUUGCCACCGGUAUUACCCUAGCAGUGGUCCUCACAAGGAAAGGAUCUGAUCCAGGACCAGAGGAGGAACAAAAUUCCACAACAAUCAUGACAAACGAGACUGAGACUACCCCACUGUUCACCCUUGGCUCUACAGAAACUGAGAACACCAAGACUGAAACCGUAGAAAUUGCCACCGUCACCAAAUUGCCAACACCAGAACGACCGAUUACACUUCCCACAGAUCAACCAAGGAACCUUUCACUGUCGGACAUUCUGAGAACCAAGCGUGAGUAUAACCGAAUAAGCGUGCCAUUUCAAAUUUCCCGCUUUUCCUUGCAGUUCUUCGUGGCUGCCCGUAUCGAUUUAUUGCGAUCAACGACGCCCACGCCGUCCCAUUCAUUCUCGGUGCGCCGAGCGGUCUGCAGGUCUGGUCUCUACUUCCUCUAUCUGACAAUGCCUCCAUUUGCUGCCGGCGUAAAGAAAAAUCCCUUCAGGAAAGAAGUGAACAAAACGUGGUCGGGAACAUUUCCGGAAAAUGUGGAUGGCCUAAUCGAAUCAACUACCUUCAUAACAAGAUGCAUGUACAUCACUUUUUGUCACAUACUCGCUUGCAGGCGACUGAUGCCAAGCAAUGUGUUCAAGAAGAGGAUUAUAGAUGGUGAUCUUCGGGCAUACGUCAUGGAUACAACUGAACUUCUGGGUGCUAGAUUCGUGCAAAAAUUCAAGGGCAUCAAUAGUGCUGUGGAGAAAGGGUAUCUUCAAGAACUGAUGCUGGUUGUCUCUCCCACAGACGAAGAUGAUAUGGAUGCUAUUGAGCUAUAUACUUGGAGAAUGCGCUACGAUACUGAUGGGGACCCUCAAGCCGAACUUACAUUACCUGAUGGAACAGUCAUGGCUGCACUCCGUUUCCAAGGCAUGCAGUUUUUGAAAAACCAAGUUACGGAACUCUUACUGGCGUUGAGAGCGUUGUGUCGAGAGUCGCUUAGCCCGCUCCCUCCAACUGCUUCGGCUGCUGUACGCAUCACCUAUACCGACAGGACUCCGAAAGGUUAUCAGGCUCCAGGAUUUUAUCGCUCUCCGGAUGAUCCAGUGUUAAGACCAGAUGCACAGAAACUGGAGAUCGUAGCCUUUCAAACCAAGCAUCAUGGUGCUUCCAUAGCUGUUAACAGCAUCUUCAUCGAUGAUUCAUAUGCAGUGGGCCUCAGACUCAAAGAAACGAUGAAACUAGACGGCUUGGAUGAUUCCUUGAACCAGUCGUUUGGUGAGGAGCAAGGAGCUGGUGACGAGAUUCAGACUUCAAAUGAAACAUUAGAGCGUAUCAGUGGGCCAAUCGAGGGCCAGAGUGACACGAUGGAGAUACCGCGUGAUGGCGAAAGAGAAGUCCAGAACACCUCCACCAUGAGUACUAGUACAAUGGAUGCCCGAGGGUCCUCGAUAAAUACAAAUUUAUCAGAGAGUACUACCGAAGACGUGCGUCCCAAACGUGGAAGGCGUGGCCACCCAGCUGCCGUCAAGGUCAAACCGGGUCAGGCCAUAGAAGAACGAGCAAGGAGUCCUGUAGUAGUAUCAGCCUCUCCCAAAAGAAUGGCUACACCUGGACCCGAAGUGGAAGAAGAUAACAAUGGCGACACUCCUCCCACUAAAAGAACACCUGGUUUUGUCAAGACAACAAAGAUUACACCCAAGCAGCCGCCGCAAAGAAGAAGAUAUUGAAGGCAAGCAGAUGCAAGGAUUUCUGGUCAAAGUUUUCUGUGAAUAUCUUACUGUACCAUAGAGUAUAUUUGAUAUUUUAUUUUAUACAUGUAUGUUUUUCACUUCGGGAAUCUAGCAUAAAGAAGCCGUGGCUUCUUUCUGCUAAAGUUCCUUUCGUACCGCAAAAAUCUAAUUCUUGAAAUCUCUUGUAGCUCAUCAAAAGGUCAUAGUCACUACGCUUUUGUUCCUUCAUUUAUUUUGCUGCGAUCGUUACGCUUAAUCUGAAUUGUCGCGCUAUCAAAACUUGUAUAUGUUUGCUUUUCUUGUACUGUUGCUGUCCGUGUCAUUGGAAUGUUCAAUAGUUUAUAUGCUUACUGUGCAUAUUUCUUGUGUAUGAUAUUAAAUAAUACAAUGUAAUAUUUAAUAAUACAAUGUAAUCGUUUUCAGAGAGCAGAGGUGAUCAUACCGCGUAUGUUAUCUCAUGCGUACAGCUAAUUUGGUUUACUCAUGUUCGUUUGGUGGUGUUUAUUCUUAUCGUCCGGUGAUGUUUAUUUCUUGUAAAAAUCGAC
Messenger RNA from Cylicocyclus nassatus, 2407 nucleotides. Lineage: Eukaryota; Metazoa; Nematoda; Chromadorea; Rhabditida; Strongylidae. The record is from the annotation of a GenBank genome assembly.